Boeremia exigua is the source of this 1284-nucleotide messenger RNA. RefSeq names its product mitosis protein DIM1-domain-containing protein. The transcript has a single exon. The record is from RefSeq and is a predicted model, not a curated record. Gene Ontology annotation, biological process: mRNA splicing, via spliceosome. Gene Ontology annotation, cellular component: U5 snRNP; U4/U6 x U5 tri-snRNP complex; spliceosomal complex. Bases 489 to 920 code for a protein of 143 amino acids. NCBI's taxonomy places the organism in Eukaryota, Fungi, Ascomycota, Dothideomycetes, Pleosporales, Didymellaceae.
UUAGUCGAAUUCAUUGAAAACAUCCUUUCUUCCUGUCUUGCUGGCGACCUUGGGCGUCGCCAGUGCAAGCCAACUGUCGACACAAGCAGUUAGCCGGGAUUGAUCAGCGUGGGGGGUGGCUUUGUCAGUGUGAAGGAGGAUCGCGGACAGCAGUUAUCUUGCAUGCUGAGUCCCUCGACUUUUAUCGAGCAGAUCUGGAGAACCUUGAUGGUCAGCUAACAGUCUAAGACAGUAAGGGCUGUUGCUGGUGGUUCACAGUCCGGAUAGAGGAGCGCUAGCAGGGGUCCAUGGCGGGGCACGCGUCGGCGCCUGUGCGCGGCAGCCUUGCCGCAGAGCUUCAAGAAUUUCUAUGGUCUUCGACGAGCCAGUUUCUCAGACGUGCCCGACCUAAACCGCGAGCUCACUGAAUACCACACUUGGUUCAAGACAAAUACGGACGCCCCAGCGCACACAUCCACUCCACCACACCCUACCCCUCACACACCGCAAUGGGCUCCGUCGUCCUCCCCCACCUGCGCACAGGCUGGCACGUCGACCAAGCGAUCCUCAGCGAAGAAGACCGACUCGUCGUGAUCCGCUUCGGCCGCGACUCAGACUCCGACUGCAUGCGCCAAGACGAAGUGCUCUACAAGAUCGCCGACCGCGUGAAGAACUUCGCCGCGCUGUACGUGUGCGACCUCGACGAGGUGCCCGACUUCAAGGCCAUGUACGAGCUGUACGACCCCUGCACCGUCAUGUUCUUCUUCCGCAACAAGCACAUGAUGUGCGAUUUCGGCACGGGUAAUAAUAAUAAGCUCAACUGGGUGCUCGAGGAUAAGCAGGAGUUGAUUGAUAUUAUUGAGACGGUGUAUCGUGGGGCGAAGAAGGGGAGGGGCUUGGUGGUCAGUCCGAAGGAUUAUUCGACGAGGUAUCGCUAUUAGCGGGUACGCUGGGUGCGGGUUUUGGAAGAGGCGUUGAGGUACAGAGGCGCGGAUUUCAUCUUGGAGUUUACAAUGCUACGGCAUGGGCAUCAGAGUGGCGUUUUAGGGACACGAGAGUGCAAUGGCAGAUUGACAAGCCACCUUCUACUUACGUUGAAAUGAAUCCUUGGUUCACGGCGAAUGUUGAAAGGUUCGUUUCGUUUCAUCAUCGCACCGCAUUUGUGAGGCUUUGAUUGGAGCUGUACAUGUGAUUCUUGUUUCGCAUGCAAGCUGGGUAAUGGAGUACUCCUGGAGUUUGCGCAAGGGCAGUCGAGUAAACUUGCGUUGCCGGAUGGUUCACCCUAUUUAGCUGGAAUUGCAGUUC